AUGACUUUCCGAGUGUUUGUUUUGUCAGAGAAACCGUUCCUGUUGCAGCUGCUGGAGUGGAGCCUGCGUGGACUGUCCCAGGUGAUCAUGGUUGACAACCCACUGAGCGGGGUGCUGAUACUGGUCGCUCUCAUCCUCUACAACCCCUGGUACACUCUCACCACCACUGUGGGGCUGCUGUCUUCCACCCUGACUGCACUCAUCAUUGGACAGGACAGCGCAGAUGUCUCAAAGGGUGUCUAUGGCUUCAACGGUGCGCUGGUGGCUCUCUUGAUAGCGGUGUUCAGUGCCAUGGGGGACUGGUACUGGUGGCUCCUCCUGCCUUGCUGCUUCGCUGGUGCUUCGUGCACGCUCCUGUUCAGUGGCCUGGCCACCCUGUUAAAGGGAUGGGACAUCCCGGUCAUGGUGUUCCCCUUCAACAGUGCCUUGUCCCUCUACAUGUCAGCCACCGGCCCACACAACCUCUACUUCCCCCAACAACACGUCCAGCCAGACAUCGUGCUGGCCCACAGCAAUGUCACAGACCUGGACCUGCUCAGGCUCUUGGAGGGGGUGCCGUUGGGAGUGGGUCAGAUCUUUGCCUGUGAUGACCUGUGGGCCUGCGGACUUAUCUUGCUCGCUGUGUUCGUCUUCUCUCCACUGCUCUGCGUUCACGCCCUGCUGGGGUCCUGCGUGGGAAUCAUCACUGGUCUCUCUCUGGCAGUCCCCCACAGCAGGCUCUACUCCGGCCUGGCUGGGUUCAAUGGUGCUCUGGGCUGCAUGGCUAUUGGGGGCUUUUUCUUUGCUUUUAACUGGAAGACCCACCUCUUCGCCAUAACCAGCGCGUUUCUUUCCUCCUACACUGACAUGGCCCUAGUCAACAUCCUGGCAGGGGUGGGGCUGCCCGCUGGUAGCUGGGCUGCUACACUAACGAUCGCUCUUCUUGUCCUGGUCAGCGCCAGGAAGUUCAGUGUCCACAGGAUCCCCUCCGGCAGUGUCUCUAUCCCCGAGUGCACCUGGAGGACACGCAGCACUUGGACAGCGGUGGAGAUAAAGAGCACGGACAUCUGACCACACACUCAGGAUCUGACCUCCACUUAUGUCUGACUACACUUAGAAUUUUGCUGAGAGUGUAGAUCUCACACUCAGAAUGUCAAUGCCAAAGCAUUCUGAACAUUUAAACCACAACAAGUUCUAUAUAAAAAUAUUAAGUGCAUUAAUAUCAGGGUUUCAUUCGAUUUUUAUUUAGAUUUAAUGACUUAUGUAUGUAAGUGUUCCGUAGCUGAGAGGGUACUUCUCUUGCACUCUUUGCACGACAGCCUGACAAAGCAAAGAGUUCACGUUAAAUAUGCUCUUAAAUGGAUUAGAGCUAGCUCCUGAAAAUGUAUAAAUAUACAUUAAAGUCAGUGAUUUGCAGCAUGUGGACUGUAACAUCUUGCAUUCUCAAGAUACGUUUUCAAGCGUGGCGUACGUAUGGUUUUCACAUGCGUCUUCACUGUAUCUCCAUUUCAUUCCCUGCAAGGGAUAAUAAACAAACCAAUAAAAUUGAAUACAAAACUAAAGCACCACAGAGAGUGUACAAUGCCAUCCUGUAUCUGAUGGCUUAUUGCUUCUAGUAAAUAUCUACUCCCAUUUUCCUGCUAUCAUGGUAACAGCAUAAACAGCAGUCUGAGCGUGGAAGGGGAGUGAGUGAAGAGCUGCAUUUAUAGCCAUUAUUACAGCUGCUCAAAAGGUCAGUGGAUGAUUAAUACAGGAAAUUGGAUAAGUGCCUCUAUUAUGUGCCUUACCAACUUUUCUGAUGGGCUGUGUUUUGUAUUUGUGAAAUUAGCUUCUGCAUGUCUGUUUUUUGUUCCUGUAAGAAGCAGAAGAACUAUUGUUGAUACCAGCCUGCACCACUCCUUGCUCUCCACAAUUAAACACUUUUAUAAAGCAGAAUGUUAAAU
This is a messenger RNA of Acipenser ruthenus (sterlet), 1922 nucleotides long. Its product is annotated as urea transporter 1. Gene Ontology annotation, biological process: urea transmembrane transport. The coding region runs from base 1 to 1050 and encodes 349 amino acids. Gene Ontology annotation, molecular function: urea transmembrane transporter activity. The transcript is spliced from 8 exons. Gene Ontology annotation, cellular component: membrane. The record is from RefSeq and is a predicted model, not a curated record. NCBI's taxonomy places the organism in Eukaryota, Metazoa, Chordata, Actinopteri, Acipenseriformes, Acipenseridae.